Molecule: messenger RNA, 2025 nt
Organism: Thlaspi arvense
Lineage: Eukaryota; Viridiplantae; Streptophyta; Magnoliopsida; Brassicales; Brassicaceae
Source: the annotation of a GenBank genome assembly
AAUUAAAUUUAUUUUAAUAUUUUAUUUUAAACGCAGUUUUAAUUACCUUUUGUUCUUUCUCUCAUUCACAUUGAAAACACAGACAUCGGAGGAGAGAAAAGGGCAAAAACUAAAAACAAAAUAGGAAGAUCCGAAAUUUUCCUCUGAAAAAUCUCUCAGUCUGGGCAAAAGGAAAGAAGAGAAAAAAGGAAGAAAAAUUCAAAUCUUUAUUUUUACCAUAGAUUUUUGCAUUGGAUCUGUUCCGAUGAGAAGAAAUCUUUCUGUGGAAAAUUAGAAUUGAAAACUGUUAGAUAUUUUUUCUUUCCUCUCUACCUCUGUUCUUCAUCAGCAUUUUUUCACCCAUAAAAAAGGGGAUAUAAAUCUGUUUCUUUAGGUGAUCAUAACACUUUGUCUGUGAUUUUCCCCAUUUCUCUUGUUUGUUGUUGAUCAUAGUGAUCAUCGUCUUCAUUGUCACAAUUUGGGACUGUCUUUUUCUUACAUGCGACCCAUGUCAGACACUCAGCAUGUUCAGAGCUCUAUUGGGUCGAUUCGAUCUCCCGACAAAAUCGAAGAUGCCUUUAAGAGGAUGAAAGUAAAUGAAGACGGAGUGGCGAAACCGAAUCCGUAUCCGGAUCGUCCCGGUGAACGAGAUUGCCAGUUCUAUCUAAGGACUGGCCUUUGCGGCUAUGGAAGCAGUUGCCGCUACAAUCACCCCACUCAUCUUCCACAGGGUGUUAUGUAUUACAACGAGGAGCUCCCGGAGAGAAUCGGGCAGCCUGAUUGCGAGUAUUUUCUCAAGACAGGAGCUUGUAAGUACGGAUCAACUUGUAAAUACCAUCACCCAAAGGAUAGGAAUGGUGCAGAACCUGUGUUGUUCAAUGUUCUCAGUUUGCCUAUGCGUCAGGGUGAGAAGCCAUGUCCAUAUUACCUGCGAACGGGAACGUGCAGAUUCGGAGUUGCCUGCAAAUUCCACCAUCCUCAACCUGAUAAUGGACAUUCUUCUGCAUAUGGAAUGUCUAGCUUUCCUUCUCCAGCUGUUCAUUAUGCUGGUGGGUUAACUAUGAAUAUGAUGUCUACAUAUGGAACUUUGCCUCGUCCGCAACUUCCUCAGUCCUAUGUUCCCGUCAUGGUUUCACCCUCUCAAGGCCUUCUGCCUCCUCAAAGCUGGGCCACUUACAUGGCUCCAACUAACUCCAUGUAUAAUGUGAAGAAUCAACCUUAUUACUCUGGAUCAAGUGCACCAAUGCCCAUGGCUGUGACAUUGAAUGGUGGUUUGCCUGAAAGAUCCGAGCAACCACAAUGUCGGUUUUUUAUGAACACCGGCACGUGUAAAUAUGGAGACGAUUGCAAAUACAGCCAUCCCGGAGCAAGAAUCAUUUCACCACCACCACCACCAAAUCUCAUAAACCCUUUUGUUCUCCCAGCGAGACCUGGACAACCAGCUUGCGGUAGCUUCAAGUCUUAUGGAUUCUGCAAGUUUGGACCAAACUGCAGAUUCGACCACUCAGUGCUGACAUACCCGGGCUUGACCAUGCCUGCGUCUCUGCCUACUCCUUAUGCUCCACCUGUUUCAUCAAAUCAUCAGAGGAUCUCACCGUCGCCGAGCCGUUCUGGUUCAAAGGCUAACGAUAAACCUGAUGCGAAGAAGGAAAUUUCAGUUUCUGAGAAACCAGACGAUGAUACUGAACAACUGAAUGACUCUCAAAAGCAGGAUUUUUCUGAGAAUUCGACAUCACCGUGAUCAUGAAUCAUGAUCACAACAUCGAGAAUCAUCAGCAAUAUGGCUGAAUCUCCCCCGCUCAGGCUUCUAAAGAUCUCAGUGAUCUCUCUCUGCCCUUUUUUGUUAAUUUUUGUGGAAGAAGAGGGGAGGUGAAAGUGUUUCUCUUUUAUUCCUUUUUUUGUUUGGCUUUUCUUUUGGAGAUGGCCAUGGCUGAAAACAAUUUACAAUAGGACGAAACCAGUGAUGUCACAGAUGUUCUCUUCUGUUUUUGACUCUGUUAAUAAAUAUUACAUUGAUAAACAAUAGAAUUUGUGACAUUCCUCCUA